Messenger RNA from Marmota monax (woodchuck), 5014 nucleotides. RefSeq names its product NLR family pyrin domain containing 12 (gene Nlrp12). Gene Ontology annotation, molecular function: protein binding. The transcript is spliced from 10 exons. Gene Ontology annotation, cellular component: cytoplasm. Gene Ontology annotation, biological process: cellular response to cytokine stimulus; positive regulation of MHC class I biosynthetic process; negative regulation of inflammatory response. NCBI's taxonomy places the organism in Eukaryota, Metazoa, Chordata, Mammalia, Rodentia, Sciuridae. The coding region runs from base 611 to 3844 and encodes 1077 amino acids. The record is from RefSeq and is a predicted model, not a curated record.
ACCCAGGGUUUCUUAACCACUGAGCCACAUCCUCAGCCCUAUUUUAUACUUUAUUAGAGACAGGGCCUCACUGAAUCGCUGAGGCUGGCUUUGAACUCGCCAUUCACCUGCCUCAGCCUCCCCAGCUGCUGGGAUUACAGGCGUACAUCACGGCCACUGGCCCUUUUUGUUUUUUAUUUUGGGUUGAGUUCUCACUAAGUUGCCCUGGCUGGCCUCAAACUUGCAAUCCUCCUGCCUCAGCCUCCAGAAUGGGAGGGAUUACGGGGAUGCGCGGUGCCGACUCCUGGAAGCUCUUGUGGCGCCUCCCCAGAAGAGGCCCAGCCAGGACUGAGAUGACGCAAUCCACCACAGAACGCGUGAGGUGAGGAAGACAGGAGGGGGGACCCAGAAGAGGGGCCGGUGUGUGAAGGGAGCCGGGAAGACAGAGCAGAAGUGAAGGCCCAGGACUCGUGGGGUUGCCUCACCGCCUCAGCUUCCCUUUCUCAGAGCCACUCCCCUCUGUGAGCCGGGCAGGCAGGGGCCCGCAGGUGAGGAAGCCUGUCUCUGCAGCUCUCUCCUCUCUGAGGUUGCAGUGGCCUGUCCUCGGGCCUGCGGACCGUCCGUGGUGGGCAUGCUGGAACCGCCCGCUCUCCCGUGUGCCCCAGCAGCCAGGUCUCUUGCCGGUCCAGAGGGCCCCAUGCUGCCAGCCACAGCCGGGGAUGGCCUCUGCCGCCUGUCCACCUACCUGGAAGAACUCGAGGCUGUGGAACUGAAGAAGUUCAAGCUGUACCUGGGGACUGCAGCGGAGCUGGGGGAGGACAAGAUCCCCUGGGGACGCCUGGAGCCCGCUGGGCCCCUGGAAAUGGCCCAGCUGCUUGUGACCCACUUGGGGACCAGGGAGGCCUGGCUGCUGACCCUCCGCAUCUUUGAUCGGAUCCACAGGAAGGACCUGUGGGAGAGAGGACAGAGAGAGGACCUGGUGAGGGUUACUCCACCACAUGGUUCCUGCUCACUGGGAAGCCUGUCAGCGGGCCUUGUGGACGUCUGUCCCAACACUCCAAGAAAAGAUCCCCGGGAAACCUACAGGGACUAUGUCCGCAGGAAAUUCCGGCUGAUGGAGGACCGCAAUGCGCGCCUGGGAGAGUGCGUCAACCUCAGCCGCAGGUACACCCGGCUGCUCCUCGGCAAGGAUCACUCAAAUCCCAUGCGGGCCCAGCAGAAGCUUUUGGACACAGGCCGGGGACACCAGUCCAGCCCCAUCCAGAUAGAGACCCUCUUCGAGCCGGACGAGGAGCGCCCAGAACCACCGCGCACCGUGGUCUUGCAGGGGGCAGCAGGGAUGGGCAAGUCCAUGCUGGCGCACAAGCUGAUGCUGGACUGGGCCGACGGGAGGCUCUUCCAAGACAGGUUUGAUUAUCUUUUCUACAUCCACUGCCGGGAGAUGAACCGGAGCGUUGCCGAGCGGAGUGUGAAGGAACUCAUCUCCAGCUGCUGGCCAGAGGCCGGGGUGCCCCUGCGGGCGCUCGUCUGUGCCCCCGAGCGCCUCCUGCUCAUCAUCGACGGCUUCGAUGAGCUCAAGCCUUCUUUCCAUGAUCCUCAGGGAUCCUGGUGCCUCUGCUGGGAGGAAAGACGUCCAACCGAGCUGCUCCUGGGCAGCCUGAUUCGGAAGAAGCUGCUGCCCGAGCUGUCCCUGCUCAUCACCACGCGGCCCUCCGCCUUGGAGAAGCUCCACGGCUUGCUGGAACACCCCAGGCACGUGGAGAUCCUGGGUUUCUCCGAGGCGGAAAGGAAGGAGUACUUCCACAAGUAUUUCCGCAGUGCAGAGCAGGCCACCCAAGUCUUGAGCUUUGUGAGGGACAACGAGCCCCUCUUCACCAUGUGCUUUGUUCCCAUGGUGUGCUGGGUCGUUUGCACCUGCCUCAAGCAGCAGCUGGAGGGCGGGGGGCUCUUGAGACAGCCUUUCAGGACCACCACUGCCGUGUACACGCUCUACCUUCUCAGCCUAAUGCAACCCAAACCAGGGACUCCGACCCUCAAAUGCCCACUGAACCACAGGGGGCUGUGCUCUCUGGCCGCAGAUGGCCUCUGGAAUCAGAAAAUCCUAUUUGAGGAGCAGGACCUCCAGAAACACGGCCUGGACGGUGUAGAUGUCUCUGCCUUCCUCAACGUGACCAUCUUUCAGAAGGACAUAGACUGUGAGAAGUUCUACAGCUUCAUCCACCUGAGUUUCCAGGAAUUCUUUGCUGCCAUGCACUAUAUUCUGGAGGGUGGGGAGCGUGGGCCAGGCCCAGAGCAGACCAUGACUCGGCUGUUGACCGAAUACGGGUUCUCAGAAAGGAGUUUCUUGGCCCUCACCGUCCGCUUCCUGUUUGGGCUACUGAAUGGGGAGAUGAGAAGCUACUUGGAGAAGCAUCUUUGCUGGAAGACCUUGCCUCACGUCAAGAUGGAGCUGCUGGAGUGGAUCCAAAGCAAAGCUCGGAGCGAGGGCUCCACCCUGCAGCAGGGCUCCCUGGAGUUCUUCAGCUGUCUGUAUGAGAUCCAGGAGGAGGAGUUUAUCCAACAGGCCCUGAGCCCCUUCCAGGUGGUGGUGGUCGGCGACAUUGCCACCAAGAUGGAGCACAUGGUCUGCUCCUUCUGUGCCAGGAGCUGCAGGAGUGUCCUGGUGCUGCACUUGUAUGGGGCUGCCUACAGUGCCGACCAAGAGGGCAGCUCCACGUGGCCUUCUGAAACCCAGGCGCCCUCAGGGCCGAUACCUGAGAGGAACAGGCUGCCAGAUGCCUACAGUGAGCACCUUGCAGCUGCUCUGCGCACCAGCCCUGACCUAACAGAGCUGGCUUUGUACCGGAACGCCCUGGGCAACCGCGGGGUGCAGCUGCUCUGCCAAGGACUUAGACACCCCCUCUGCCGGCUGCAGAACCUCAGGCUGAAGAGGUGCUGCUUCUCCAGCUCCGCCUGCCAGGACCUGGCCACAGCCCUCACGGCCAAUCAGAAUUUAAUAAGGAUGGAUCUAAGUGGCAACGACCUGGGACUUCGGGGCAUGUCCCUGCUCUGCCAGGGGCUCCGGCAUCCCCAGUGCAGGCUGCAGAUGAUUCGGUUGAGGAAGUGUCUGCUGGAGGCUGGGGCUUGUCAGGAGAUGGCAUCUGUGCUGAGCACCAACCCACAUCUGGAGGAGCUGGACCUGACAGGAAACGCCCUGGAGGACUCCGGCCUGUGGUUGCUGUGUCAAGGACUGAGGCACCCAGGCUGCAGGCUGCGGACCUUGUGGUUGAAAAUCUGCCAUCUCACCGCUGCUGCCUGUGAAGACCUGGCCUCCACUCUCAGUGUGAACCAGGGCCUGACCGAGCUGGACCUGAGUCUGAACGACCUGGGGGACUCUGGAGUGCUGCUGCUGUGUGAAGGCCUCAAGCACCCCAAGUGCAAUCUCCAGACCCUGCGGUUGGGCAUCUGCCGGCUGGGCUCGGCCGCCUGCGCGGGUCUCUCCGAGGUGCUGCGCCUCAGCGCCCGCCUCCGCGACCUGGAUCUGAGCUUCAACGACCUGGGAGACGGGGGCUUGCGGCUGCUGGCCGAGGGGCUGCGGCACCCGAGCUGCAGGCUCCAGAAGCUGUGGCUGGACAGCUGCGGCCUCACUGCCCAAGCCUGUGAGGAUCUGUCCCCCACGCUGGGGAGCGCCCAGCACUUGACCGAGCUCUACCUGACCAACAACGCCCUGGGCGACGCGGGCGUGCGGCUGCUCUGCCAGGGGCUCAGACACCCGCGCUGCCGGCUCCGAGUCCUCUGGUUGUUUGGGAUGGACCUGAGUAAGACCAGCCACAUGCGGUUAGCAGCACUUCGCAGAUCAAAGCCAUCCUUGGACCUGGGCUGCUGAAGGUUCUGCCCUGCACUCAGGAAGACGCAGUGACGGACACUUCCUAGGCCACAAGGACCAGAGUCUUCAAACUGCACGCAAAAAGCUCUUUCAGCUUGGGAUCUUGUGAUCAGCCUUUGAUGGAACUUUCAUGUCUUUAAACACAGGGACUUGGCACACUGAGGACACAAGAGUUCCAAACCCACCUCAACUACCUACUAAAAAACCCUGUGUCAGUAAAGGCUAAGGAUGGGAGGUGUGGAUCAGUGGUUAGAUUCUUCUGGGUUCAGUCCCCAAUAGCAACCCAUAAUAGGGGGUAUAAAAUCCCAAAUGGUUAGAAGGCUACUUUGCCCUCCAGAGAAUGCUUGCCCAGGUCAGCAGAUAUGGUGACCAUGGGGUGGAUGUGAAAAUUCAUGCCCAGAACUUAAUGGAGUAACCCAGUUCAAGCUUCCAGUGAUGCUGAAGAAUCAACAGACCAGCACCAAGAGUUUAUUAAAAACAAUGUUCAGUGGGCUGGGGAUGUGGCUCAAGUGGUAGUGCGCUCGCCUGGCAUGCGUGUGGCCCGGGUUCGAUCCUCAGCACCACAUGCAAACAAAGAUGUUGUGUCCGCCUAAAACUGAAAAAUAAAUAUUAAAAUUCUCUCUCUCUCUCUUAAAAAAAAAAAAAGACAAUGUUCACCUGGGUUCUAAUUCCUGCCUGCAACUCCAACUACUUAGCCCAGGUUGGAGGAUGUCCAGUGCAGAGAACCACCUUCCCAAGCAGAUCUCAGCAAUGGCUAAUUUCAGGUGCAGGACAGGCUGAAUAAGUUGUCUGCAGGGCAUGCCAAACAAAGUUAGCUGCAGGAUGACCUGGCCACCCAUACCCUCUGUCUGGUUUUUUAUCACCUGUUUGCUUCAAGCCCAAACGCCCAAGCCCCCGCCCAUCAAGGCUGAACACUUAACCCCCUUGUGUGCCAACAAGGCAGCUUGCAGAACCAGAGACCUCAUUAGAUUUGGGCUAUGAAAACUCCCUCCUGCCGGACCCCUCUCUCUUGCUCUUUCUCUUGCGCUCUCUCUCUCCCUCUCUCGCUCUCUCCCUCUCCAUCUCUCCUCUUCUCUUCUCUUUCUGCUCCCCCCCCCUCUUUUUCCUUUCUCUCUCUCUCUUUUUCUCCUCUUUUGCCCGGCUGCAAUAAAGCUCUCUUGGUGGCUCUGA